GUCGAGUGUGAGAGCAAGCAAGGUCGCUUUUGUUUAUUUUGGGCUUGUUUCAGACGAGCCUCAAGAACAUGGCUCUCUCGUCCUGGGUAUCUGUCGCGAAGGACUCGCACUUUUCCAUCGAGAACAUCCCCUUCGGCAUCAUCUCAACGGAAGACAAUCCAAAGCCUCGACCGGCCACUGCUAUCGGGGAUUAUGCCUUGGAUUUGGAGGCAUUCGCGGCAGGGAAUGGCUUCUCUGGGCUGUCGACGAUCCAGCCGCAUCAGGCGGUAUUUUCUGAACCCGUUCUGAACGCGUUCGGCAGCUUGGGUAAACCCAUCCACAGCGCCGUGCGCAGGUACCUGCAGAGCGUGCUGGCGAAAGAUGGGCCGUUUCCAGACGUUCUCGAGAAGAACGAGGCGCUGCAGAAGAAGAGUCUGAUCCGGCUUGACAAGGUCAGGAAUCAUCUUCCUUUCAAGAUCGGCGACUACACCGAUUUUUACGUUGGCCUGAACCACGCCGAGAACUGCUCCAGGAUCAUGCGAGGCAUUGGCUCUCUGAAUCCGAACUACAGACAAUUGCCUGUGGGAUAUCACGGGCGCGCGUCGUCGGUUGUGGUGUCGGGAACGCCGAUUCAGCGGCCGUCAGGCCAGAUACUGGAAAAGCCGGGAGACCAGCUUCCCAUUUUCUCGCACUGCAGGAAGUUGGAUUUUGAGCUUGAAUUGGGCUGUUUUAUCUGCAAGCCUAAUGAAAUGGGCCGUCCUAUUAAUAUCGACGAGGCCUUGGAUCACCUGUUCGGCGUCGUCAUGAUGAACGAUUGGUCAGCCAGAGAUAUACAGGCAUGGGAAAUGGCUCCCCUUGGACCCUUCAACGCAAAGAAUUUUGGCACCACCAUAAGUCCUUGGGUGGUUACCAUGGAAGCCUUGGAGCCGUUUCGGACGGCUGGGAUCGAAAACGAUCAGUCGAUCUUGCCGUAUCUGCGGCAGAAUACCGACAAGACUGUCUAUGACAUCCAUUUGACGGUGGAUCUGCAGACUGCCAAAGGAGGAAAGCUCAAGGUCACGGAAACUAGUUCCAGAAACCUGCUCUUCUCUUUCGAGCAGAUGCUUGCUCAUCACACCGUCGGAGGAUGUCCCUUCAACACGGGUGACCUGAUAGGAUCGGGAACCAUUUCUGGCAAGGGCGAUCCAUCCACCUUUGGGGCUUUGCUCGAGCAGACGGAGAAUGGAAAAGUAUCACUCAAACUAAACAAUGGGGAAGAAAGGACUUUCCUCUUGGACGGAGACACGGUCACAUUCCGAGGCGUUUGCGACAAUGGUUCAGGCAAUCUGGUUGGCUUUGGCGAAUGUUCAGGCACUAUCCAGCCAGCGUUCAACUUCGAUCAGGCGUACUUCUCGCGAUAGUUUCGCGGUAUCCAAGAAUCGAAUGUUUUUAAAAAAAAAAUCUAGAUCGUGGAGAUUCCCUCUGCACAGUUGAAUGCCAGCCUGAUUCGUCUUCUGUCUUUGAUAACGCGCCUUCUGUCCCCGGUUACUCGACGCAGUAUAGCCACGAACUCGGCUAUCAAAACCUUGUCUAGAUAUGAAUACAGACGUAAGGCAACGUUUCCGCUUCACCCCUUGGAAACGAUACAGCAUCG
Molecule: messenger RNA, 1612 nt
Organism: Verruconis gallopava
Lineage: Eukaryota; Fungi; Ascomycota; Dothideomycetes; Venturiales; Sympoventuriaceae
Product: fumarylacetoacetase
Exons: 2
Coding region: 69-1379 (436 amino acids)
Biological process (GO): L-phenylalanine catabolic process; homogentisate catabolic process; L-tyrosine catabolic process
Molecular function (GO): fumarylacetoacetase activity
Source: RefSeq, a predicted model, not a curated record